AUGGCGUCUCCUUACGUCUCUGCAGGUGCACCGUACGCCACACCGCUCCCCGCCCAGCCGACUGCCACCUCCGUCGCAGCCGAACAGCUGGUCAGCGCACUCGCCUACUCGCUCAACCGCCUCGGGGACUUGACCAGCAGGGUCCCAGGCAGCGCCAUCGCAUGGCGCUACCUCAAGGCGAGCCACCAGGACGACCCGUUCCGCACCGUCCUCGAACUCCUCCUCGUCUUCUUCAUCGUCCGCACGUACCUCAUGGCCCGCACAAAGGGCGAGAGCUCGGGAAAGAACUUUGUCGCCCUCAGCGAGAAGGAAAUCGACGAGCUCGUCACAGAGUGGGUCCCCGAGCCCCUCCUCCCGCCGAACCAAGAAACCCCUCUCCACCCGCCCAUCAUCGUCGGCGCAACCGGCGCCCGUCCGAAAGUCAUCUUCCCCCAGCCCGGCCAGGACCCUCACGACCCCGAGAACCCGCUCUCGCUCGACCAGCCUGGCAAGCAGGUCAUCAACCUCGCGAGCGCGAACUUUGCGGGGCUUGCGGCGAAUGAGAAGAUUAAGGAGAAGGCUGUUCAGGCAUUGAGGCGGUAUGGCGUCGGAUCGUGCGGUCCAGCCGGUUUCUACGGCACGUUCGAUGUCCACCUCGAACUCGAGCGCGACAUCGCGACAUUCCUGAACGUCCCCGCCGCAAUCAACUACGCCCACGCAUUCAGCUGCGUCUCAUCCGUCAUCCCCUCUUUCUGCAAGCGCGGCGACAUUAUCGUCGCGGAUCGAAGCGUCAACUUUGCGAUUCAAAAGGGGAUCCAGAUCUCGCGCUCGACGGUGAGGUGGUACGAGCAUGGGGACUACGAGGGCUUGGAGCGUGUGUUGGAGCAGAUCAAGAAGGAGGACAAGAAGUACAAGAGGAAACCGACUGCUAGUCGGAGGUUCAUCGUCACCGAGGGUGUCUUUGAGGCGGACGGCAGCAUGGUCAACCUCCCGAAAGUCAUGGAGCUUAAGCACAAGUACAAGUACCGCCUCAUCCUCGACGAGACCUGGUCUUUCGGCGCAGUCGGCAAGACGGGUCGCGGCGUCACCGAGGUCUUCGACAUUCCCGCUGCGGCUGUCGACGUCCUCACGGGCUCGAUGGCGACGAGUCUCGGUUCGGGCGGCGGGUUCUGCGUGGGCAGCCAGAACGUCGUUACGCACCAGCGCAUCAACUCGCCCGCCUCCGUCUUCUCCGCCUCGCUUCCUCCCCUCCUCGCCGUCUCCGCCUCGGAAGCUAUCUCCCUUCUCUCAACGACCGACCCCUCCUCGCACCCUCUCGCCACCCUCUCCUCGAACGUCCGCACCCUCCGCGCAAUCCUCGAUGCCAUUCCAACCAUCAGCAUCCCCUCAGCCGAGAUGUCUCCCCUAAUCCACAUCCGGAUCACCCCUUCGGCGCUCGAGAACGUCCGCAAGGCCCGGCUGGGCGAGAGCGGCAGCUCGACGGGCCGCAAGCGCAGUCACUCGAGCGUCUCGCACCCUCCUCCUCAGCCUAUCGUCGUCCAGCCUGCUCCGGGCGCAGUCGCGUACUCGACCGCUCUUCAAGGUUCGUCGGCCCGCAACACGGGAGCGCAGGCGGUCCCUGCCGCGCCUGAAUCGGUCGCGCUGCGGGAAGAGCAAGAGCGGCUCUUGCAGGAGAUUGUCGACCACGCAGCCGAGAACGGGGUCCUCCUCACGACGACCAAGCGCAACUGGGCGCAAGAGAUGGUCCAGCACGACCCGUCGAUUCGAAUUUGUGUCUCGAGCGCGCUGACCAAGAAGGAGGUCGAGAAGGCGGGUCAGGUCGUCAAGAGCGCGAUCAACAAGGUGCUCGGGAAGGGCAAGAAGUAG
Molecule: messenger RNA, 1845 nt
Organism: Rhodotorula toruloides NP11
Lineage: Eukaryota; Fungi; Basidiomycota; Microbotryomycetes; Sporidiobolales; Sporidiobolaceae
Product: serine palmitoyltransferase
Exons: 6
Coding region: 1-1845 (614 amino acids)
Biological process (GO): ceramide biosynthetic process; sphingosine biosynthetic process
Cellular component (GO): endoplasmic reticulum
Molecular function (GO): pyridoxal phosphate binding; serine C-palmitoyltransferase activity
Source: RefSeq, a predicted model, not a curated record